UCACGUGUUGCCUGAAUGCCUGUAGAUGUUUGUGUGUUGCUGUGUGUCUUUGUCUGCGUGUCGGCGUGUGUUUGCGUGUUGUUGUCGGUGUUUCCCGGUCUGCUCGCUCCGGUGUCUGACAGCCCCUGUCCUGUUCUUGCACAGCAUAAGCUGAAGUCUUCGCAGAGGGACAAGGUACGGCAGUUCAUGUCCUUCACACAGGCUGGGGAGAAGACAGCCGUGUACUGCCUCACACAGAAUGACUGGAAACUAGAAGUGGCCACGGACAACUACUUUCAGAAUCCAGAGCUUUACUGUAAGGAAUCCAUGAAAACCUCAGUAGACCGGAAAAAGCUGGAACAGCUCUACAACCGCUACAAAGAUCCUCAAGAUGAGAACAAAAUAGGAAUUGAUGGAAUCCAGCAGUUCUGUGACGACCUCACGCUGGACCCGGCCAGCAUCACCGUGCUCGUCGUCGCCUGGAAGUUUCGCGCUGCCACUCAGUGCGAGUUCACCAAGAAGGAGUUCCUGGACGGGAUGACGGAGCUGGGGUGUGACAGCCCAGAGAAACUGAAGGCCCUUUUGCCAAGAUUAGAGCAGGAGCUAAAAGAUAGUGGGAAGUUCAAGGACUUCUACCAGUUCACCUUCAACUUUGCCAAAAAUCCUGGACAGAAAGGUCUCGAUCUGGAGAUGGCUGUAGCCUACUGGAACCUGGUCCUGUCAGGACGAUUUAAGUUUCUCGAUCUCUGGAAUAGAUUCCUCUUGGAACACCAUAAACGAUCCAUCCCAAAGGACACAUGGAACUUAUUGUUGGACUUUGGGAACAUGAUUGCAGACGACAUGUCAAACUACGAUGAGGAAGGAGCGUGGCCGGUCCUUAUAGAUGAUUUUGUGGAAUUUGCUCGACCAAUUGUAACGGGAUCAAAACGUAAAACUCUCUAAAUCCGGUCCCGGCUCUGGAAAACCAGAACUUUGUUUCUUUUACAGUGACUUCAUAGUUUUUUUUAAGACUUGUAAAAAAAAAAAAAGUGAAAAUUGUAGACUUCAGAGAAACAACAGAAGCACUUGAAACUGUCAGGAACCACCUUUCAGGGAGCUGAGUAGAAACUAUGAGAACUACUGGCCAUAUUUUGUGUAUAUGGACUUUGCCAGAUUCUCAGUUGCCCCGGACGCCACUCUGCUCUGCCCCAGGAGGAGCCUACUGCCCUGUCAGGGCAUGGACAGCUGAGAGGAGCUCCACUGGCUGCUGGUGUGCUCUAAACGGACUGGACAUGAGAAAGCUGUGUGUUUUAAGGUUCUUCCUAGUCGGCUUUGUUUAGUUCUGUGAAGCUCUGCGUGAUGCCAGGUCCUACUGCAGCUGGGAGGAGGAAGUGCUCGCUACACCAGCACCAACACAACUGUUCAGUUUUUACUGUACAUACUGUAUCUAUUGGGACAGUUUACAAAGAGAGCUAUAUGAAGAAUAAUAUAAAUAUGUUCACAGAUGAUUGUUUUAUGUACAGUAAAUGCUCAGAUCUCUAACGGAUGCCUCAAUAUUGUGGAUGAAAUGCUGUUGGUUUAAUUGUUAGGUGGAUCUGUCCAGUUCUCAUUGAAAGCAUGUUAAACACAUUUUACGUCACCUCGGGCUGGUUUCACAAAUAAAUUUUCACUAAAGUAAAGGCAGUGCUUUAAUUUAGAGGAUUGAUAUUGGUUUGUGGUAUUUAUUUGUCUGAAUAAUGUGGGUGGAGAUGGGCUCUAGUCCGUCCUCUCCACGGGGUUUUACCAGAAGGUCAUGACUGUUGUUUCACCAGUUUGUCCCGCUGAGCUAUUUUUGAUGCUAAAGCGACCACUCAGCAGCAUUUAAGACGAAUGAAAAUGUAAGAAAUGACUGCAUGGCACACAUGUGUAUGCUGAAGGCCUCUGAUCAGAAUCAGGACACUGAGGAGGGCGGCAGCAGGACGACAACGUAAGCCUUAAGAAUAAACAGCUGUCUGUCGGGUUUUCUGUUUCUGUUGAACCCCGUCUGUUCCUGAAGGUAGUGAAACAUAGAAUAUAUUGUUGAUACAUCGUGUAAGUAGCCUCAGUAUAUUGUUCAUUGAAGAAAGAUGAAUAAAGCAUGAGUUUUUCCAGAA
Messenger RNA from Acanthochromis polyacanthus (spiny chromis), 2090 nucleotides. RefSeq names its product DCN1, defective in cullin neddylation 1, domain containing 2a (gene dcun1d2a). Gene Ontology annotation, biological process: protein neddylation; positive regulation of ubiquitin-protein transferase activity. Gene Ontology annotation, molecular function: cullin family protein binding; ubiquitin-like protein binding; ubiquitin conjugating enzyme binding. Gene Ontology annotation, cellular component: ubiquitin ligase complex. NCBI's taxonomy places the organism in Eukaryota, Metazoa, Chordata, Actinopteri, Pomacentridae. The transcript is spliced from 6 exons. The coding region runs from base 16 to 921 and encodes 301 amino acids. The record is from RefSeq and is a predicted model, not a curated record.